This is a messenger RNA of Drosophila melanogaster (fruit fly), 1800 nucleotides long. RefSeq lists its product as uncharacterized. NCBI's taxonomy places the organism in Eukaryota, Metazoa, Arthropoda, Insecta, Diptera, Drosophilidae. The transcript has 3 exons. The record is from RefSeq and is marked reviewed. The coding region runs from base 71 to 895 and encodes 274 amino acids. Gene Ontology annotation, cellular component: nucleus. Gene Ontology annotation, molecular function: zinc ion binding.
CGGCGACGUCUUAAACUGAAUUUGCGAGGCAAUUAAUUGAAUUAAUUGCUUUUCCUACAGCUGUAGUGCAAUGAUAUGCCGCCUGUGCCUGGACGAUGCUGAGCACAGUGUGCCAAUCUUUGACCAGGAUGACUCCGGCGAUCAGCCAGUGCCCUCCAAUCUAGCGGAGCUAAUUGAGAAACACCUGCAGUUGGUGCUCCUGCCCAACGAUGGGGUGUCCAAGAGCCUCUGCACCCAGUGCUGGCAGCAGUUGGCCGACUUCGAGCAGUUCUGCGCCAUGGUGAUGAAGAAACAAUUGGGCCUGCAGCAACUGAAGAUGGAGCCGUUCUCCGAGGACGAGGAUGCGGACACUAAGGCGCAGAUCCUGUGCGAACCGGAGAUCGAUGUGAGUCCCGCGGCCGCCGACAACGAAGAGUGCAACGAGAUCGACGGCGAUGCCAGCAGCAACAGCAGAAGCAGUAGCAUUCGCACCACAUCGCUACGAGAAAUGCGCCUGCCGUCGCCCAUUAGACGCCGUAUGCGUCUACCCCGGGCAGUCACAGCACCCAAAACUCAGGCUGUCAAGGCCAAGGCCAGGACGAAGACCCACAAGGCCGAGGCGGACGAGGAUGAGGAUGCCGAAGGCGAGGGCGAUCCAGAGAGCCGCAGCAGCAAUAGCCGCGAAAUGGACAGCUAUAUCGCUCUGCACGGUCGUUUGGAGUGCUGCAUUUGCGGCGGCGACGAACAGUUUCCCAAUUUCGCCGAGAUGAAGCGGCACUUCCGGAAUCAUCACCAGUCCCUCGGUUAUGUGGUCUGCUGCCAGCGGCGCUACAAGAAGCGUGCCCUCUACGUGGACCACCUGCACAUGCACAACGAUCCGAAUUACUUUAGGUACUUGACCAGCCCAGGCAAUUGAUUGAAUCCCCCUACUAAUGAAUGAACUGUGCAGGUGCAAGAUCUGCUCCAAGCAACUGGUCAGCCGGAUUAGCUACGAUGUACACAUGCUACGCUUCCAUCCCAACAAGGACGACCUAAGCUUCGCGUGUGAUCAGUGCUCAAAGCGGUUCUCCAAGCAGUUCCUUCUCACCAUUCACUCCAGGGUGCACCAGCAGGAGCGCAAUGAGCAGUGCAAGCACUGCGACAGAUCCUUUCGCACCGCCGUUGACCUGCGGCUGCAUAUGCGACGCACCCAUGACCCCGCCUUCGUACCCUUCAUCUGCGACUCGUGCGGUGCCAAGUUCAAGACGAAACAGAACCUGCUAGUGCACAAGCGGACUGUGCAUCGCGAGGGCUCCCAGCUGCCCGAGGUACAGUGCCAGGAGUGCCAGGUGUGGCUGUCCGACGAGAACAGUUUGCGCAAGCACAUGUACAUGCAUCUGGAUGCCGCCUCGCUGCGUCAGUGGAAGUGCGAGCAGUGCGGCCUGGAGAAGGGUUCGCGGGCCAAGCUGGCGGCCCACAUACGCUAUCAUCAUCCGAAGGAAUACCACAAGUGCACGCACUGCGCCAAGGAGUUCAAGAGCAGUCGCAGCCUCGAGGAGCACACAGCCACGCAUACCGGCCAGGAUUUGUACGAGUGCGCCUUCUGCGAGCGCACCUUCAAAAACUCGGGGAACAUGCACAAGCACCGCCGCCAGAUGCACGCCGCCCAGGUGGCCGCCCUGCAGCAGCAGAAGAAGGUGCCGCCCAGCAAGCGCAAGGACAAAGGUGACCUGCUGCUCGACGUCCUGGCCGCUGGAGGCAAGGAUAUGAGCCACGUCAUGGGUGCGGGCGACAUGAAUGACUGAUUGAUUCUAAAAACCAAAUAAACUAGAUUGGAAUGAC